This is a messenger RNA of Psammomys obesus (fat sand rat), 1097 nucleotides long. RefSeq names its product EBP cholestenol delta-isomerase (gene Ebp). The record is from RefSeq and is a predicted model, not a curated record. Gene Ontology annotation, biological process: cholesterol biosynthetic process. Bases 135 to 827 code for a protein of 230 amino acids. Gene Ontology annotation, molecular function: steroid Delta-isomerase activity; C-8 sterol isomerase activity; cholestenol delta-isomerase activity. Gene Ontology annotation, cellular component: membrane; endoplasmic reticulum. The transcript is spliced from 5 exons. Lineage: Eukaryota; Metazoa; Chordata; Mammalia; Rodentia; Muridae.
UUUCUAUGUAGACCAGGCUAGCUUGGAACUCAUGGCCAUCCUUCAGUCUCAGCCCCUAGAAUGUUGGGAUUUCAGGUUUUUCCGUUCCUUUUGUCUCCUUGUUUAUCUACAAGCUGUCAGCGACCCAUAGGAACAUGACCAGCAAUAUGGGCCACAUGCACCCAUACUGGCCCAGGCACCUGAGGCUGGACAACUUUGUACCUAAUGAUCUCCAGGCCUGGCAUAUCCUGGUUGGCCUAUUCUCCAUCUCUGGGGUUCUAAUUGUGAUCACAUGGCUAUUGUCUGGUCGAGCUUCCAUUGUCCCACUUGGAAUUUGGCGUCGAAUCGCCCUGUGCUGGUUUGCUGUGUGUGCCUUCAUUCACCUUGUGAUUGAGGGCUGGUUCUCUUUGUACCAUGACAUCCUUCUUGAAGACCAAGCCUUCUUAUCCCAACUCUGGAAAGAGUAUUCCAUUGGUGACAGCCGAUAUAUCCUUAAUGACAACUUCAUCAUCUCUAUGGAGACUAUCACAGCUUGUCUCUGGGGACCACUCAGCCUGUGGGUAGUGAUUGCCUUUCUCCGCCAGCAGCCUUUCCGCUUUGUCCUACAGCUUGUGGUCUCUGUGGGCCAGCUAUACGGGGAUGUGCUGUACUUCCUGACAGAACAAAAGGAUGGAUUCCAGCAUGGGGAGCUAGGCCACCCCCUUUAUUUCUGGUUUUACUUUGUUUUUAUGAAUGGCAUAUGGGUGGUGAUACCCGGAGUCCUUGUGCUUGAUUCCAUAAAGCAUCUCACUGAUGCCCAGAGUAUGCUGGACAGCAAGGUCAUGAAAACUAAGAGCAAGCGUAACUAAAGAGCAAUGGAGUGGGCUGGAACACUGCUGAUGAGGCGUUCUUCCGACCUACCAGAAAAUUCAGAUCCCCCUCCCACAGGUUGGAGGGUCAGAACUCUGAUUUGUCACUCUCAGGCUGAUGACUGAGCACAAAAAAGGCCAGAGUCAGGAACAGUAGGGACUGUGUGGGGCUACUGUCAGGAACUAUCAUGGAAAGGAUGCAAGAGAAGGUGGGAGCUCCAUGAUGGUGGCAAUUUUCAAAACUAGGAAAUAAAAUAUCUUUAAUUAUAA